AUGGCUUGUUUCUCUUGUCCAACUAGAACAGUGGUGGUGGUGUUGAUUUCUCUCUUGUUCAUGAUCAGCACUUCAAUAGAUGUCUCAGCCAGUAAUUUCUAUCAAGAUUUUGAUAUCACUUGGGGCAAUGGCCGUGCCAAGGUACUCAACAAUGGGGAGCUUCUCAAUCUCUCACUUGACAAGGCUUCCGGUUCAGGCUUCCAGUCCAAGAACGAGUACCUAUUUGGAAAAAUUGAUAUGCAACUCAGGCUUGUUCCUGGAAAUUCCGCUGGCACCGUCACCGCAUAUUAUUUAUCUUCACAAGGAGACACACAUGAUGAGAUAGAUUUUGAAUUCUUGGGCAACCUCAGUGGUGAUCCGUAUAUUGUUCACACCAAUGUAUACACCCAAGGGAAAGGUAGUAGGGAGCAGCAAUUUUACCUAUGGUUCGACCCGACUGCUGAUUUUCACACAUAUUCCGUCCUCUGGAAUCCCCAAACCAUCACCUUCUACGUCGAUGACGCACCCAUCAGAGUGUUCAAGAAUUUGGAAUCACAAGGUGUUCCAUACCCAAAAAACCAACCAAUGAGGGUAUAUGCAAGUCUCUGGAAUGCGGACGACUGGGCCACGAGAGGCGGCCUUGUGAAGACGGACUGGACUAAAGCGCCCUUCACUGCUGCCUUCAGAAACUUCACAGCCACAGCUUGUGUUUGGUCCGCCGGAAAAUCUUCAUGCAGCAGCACAAACUCAAACUCCACCAAAAAUUCGUGGCUCUCGCAAGAGCUGGACUUGGCCAGUCAAGCUAGGCUGAAAUGGGUGCAGAACAAUUACAUGGUUUACAAUUAUUGUACCGAUACGAAGAGGUUCCCUCAGGGGCUGCCUCCGGAAUGCACCCUCAUUAACUCAUGAAGAAAGUGGCACCGAGAACCAGACCUUUAUUAUUAGCAAAAUUGAUCAACCUUUUUUUUUCCCUUAGAUUCUUUGAGUGGGCAUCUUCAAUAAGAAUGAGGUUUAUGCAGAGAGUGUAGUGUACAUGUAUCAUACUAUUAAGUAUCCUAGAACCCAAUAGAACAUAUUGUGCAUGGAGAAGUUGAUUGUUGGUUAUUUAAACGUUUAUGUUUCUUUAA
Rhododendron vialii is the source of this 1106-nucleotide messenger RNA. RefSeq names its product xyloglucan endotransglucosylase protein 7-like. The transcript is spliced from 3 exons. Gene Ontology annotation, cellular component: cell wall; apoplast. The record is from RefSeq and is a predicted model, not a curated record. Bases 1 to 888 code for a protein of 295 amino acids. Lineage: Eukaryota; Viridiplantae; Streptophyta; Magnoliopsida; Ericales; Ericaceae. Gene Ontology annotation, molecular function: hydrolase activity, hydrolyzing O-glycosyl compounds; xyloglucan:xyloglucosyl transferase activity. Gene Ontology annotation, biological process: xyloglucan metabolic process; cell wall biogenesis.